CACUCACUACAGAAUUCCUUCUAGAUGCUCAGCCAGCCUCUGUUCACACUUUGACACUUAGAGGAUAGUUUGUAGCUGUGUCUCUGGUCUUAACGUAUUUCAAAAAGAAUUGGAUUACCUGCAUCACGUCCUCACGAUGUGCUCAUUUUGCAACAUUAAAUGUUGGUUUAUUUUCUUCAAUACGCUCUUCUUGGCAUCCGGGGUUGCCCUCAUUACCAUUGGAGCGCUGCAGUACUCGACUUACACUCAGAUCGGCACAUUUGCAGGGAGUGGCCUGUCUAAAAUCGCCAUAGUCCUCAUUGCUGUGGGUGUCACCAUAGCCCUCAUCUCCCUCUUGGGCCAUGUUGGGGCAUUUUUGAAUAAUUCUUCUAUGGUGGCUUGUUUCAUCUGCAUCCUGAUAGUGAUCAUCCUUUUGGAGGUACUCACAGGCGCUGCCUUUUACAUACUCCGCAGCAGGACUGCCCUCUUACAGAUGAACGGUGCUAUCAAUACCAAAGCACAUGCGGUGAUCACUGACUACAGCCCGGAGGACAGACACGCCAUCAACAGAAUUCAGGAGAAGUUCAAAUGCUGCGGUGCAGACGGCCACACCGACUGGUCCAGCAGCGUGGGCUGGGAAAACCACGAUGCCGUGCCGGACUCCUGCUGCAUAACGAAGAGUGAGGGUUGUGGACAGGACCAGACAAAAUUGCACAAAAAGGGUUGUAUCUGGGCUAUCAAGAUCUUUCUGAUCAAAAACUUGAUGUGGGUUGGUGCUGUCUGCAUAGCUCUAGGAGUCACAGAGGUUUUUGGAGUGUUAGUCGGGGUGUGCUUGUGUCUGGACAUAAAACGAAAAAACUAUGAAAACAUGAGCUGAUGCGUCAUCGAGUCCAAGCACAGACAUCUUAUUUUUUUGCUCAGAUUUGUUCUAUUUUCUUUGCUUGUGCUCUGGACAAAUGGAAAUGGUUUCAUUUAUUGCUCUCAAUGACACUGACAACAGCUGUUACAAUAACAAAUUUCAUGCUUACUAUGACUACGCUCAA
This is a messenger RNA of Lates calcarifer (barramundi perch), 1022 nucleotides long. Its product is annotated as CD63 antigen-like. Gene Ontology annotation, cellular component: membrane. The coding region runs from base 137 to 856 and encodes 239 amino acids. The record is from RefSeq and is a predicted model, not a curated record. NCBI's taxonomy places the organism in Eukaryota, Metazoa, Chordata, Actinopteri, Centropomidae. The transcript has 7 exons.